This is a messenger RNA of Charadrius vociferus (killdeer), 2697 nucleotides long. RefSeq lists its product as uncharacterized. The coding region runs from base 1 to 2697 and encodes 898 amino acids. The transcript has 11 exons. The record is from RefSeq and is a predicted model, not a curated record. Lineage: Eukaryota; Metazoa; Chordata; Aves; Charadriiformes; Charadriidae.
AUGGAGGAGGAACUAGGCGUUAUUCUACUGCUAGUUGCCCAGCUGAAGGUGUUCGGAAGUGGCAAAAGUGAGGAGUGGUGGUCAGGGUACCUCAUCCUUUUUGCCGGAAGUGUGAUAUUUGCAAAAAACAAAUUUCUGGAUCAGGCCCAAUUUCUGAAGCAGAAAGCAGUUGCUUGUCCUCCAGUUAAUUCAACUUCAAAAGAAACUGAGAACACAUCUGAUAACGUGGGAAUUCUGACAUAUGAAGCAGACAAAAAAGUCACCAGGAAUGAGUUUGGCGCUCCUGCUUUUGUGGACAGACCUUUUGAAGAGCAGCAAAGAAAACCCUACUGCAAGACAGAGAAAGAGGGGGACAUUCUGGAGCCCUGUAGAUUGUGCAUUCCCACCUACUGCAAAUACCAGUUUCAUGACUUUCCACCUCAUCGAACUCACGGACAAGUCCAUGGAACUCACGUCUACUUUAAGGAUGUUAAUGUACUUCUAACAGGGAUGAUGAAACCUGGGGAAUUACAGAGGUGUCUUAGAGGUCCACCUUUGGAGAUUGAAGUUCAUGACCGGGAUAGAAACAUGGAAAACAACACAAACCCCCCCUGUUUGUUUGGGGAAGAUGAAGCAGAUGAAAAAGUGGGUAAGGUGAGCUUCCUUGCUUGCAAAUCCACAAUCUGUGAUUCUUUUACAAAGGACAAAGUGUGGCAUCCACAUGGGGUAGCUAAAGUCAGUUUAACUGAUUUAUUGUUGGGUAAAAGGUACUUGACUGUCAGUGCUCCCAUUCGUAGCUGCUCAGCUCCAAAUACAGCUGUCUUCAGUGAGGAGGAUAAAAAAAAGAACGUGACAGAAUCUGUGAGUAGUUCUUCCCUGCUACCUAUGGGACAUUAUCUAGAAUCGGACUCACUUUUGAAAGUAAGAGUGGAAAUAGCUGUGCCGUUGGGAAUGCAAGCAGAAAUUGCUGAUGCUCAAGUCACAAACUGCCCAUAUGGUUGUAUAAUCUACAUUUUUGACUACAAUAAUUCAUCUUUAUUACAUGAUUUGGUGGAAGAGAUUACAGAAAUCAAUGCUAAAGCCCUCCAGCUGGACUGCUAUCCUGUACACUUAAUUGGAAUGGCUCUUGCUGCAUUAAAACUGAAAACCACACUUGAGAAACUUUCUGAGUUGGAUAUUGUUACUGGUUUUCACUUACUGGAUGGAGCAACUCAUCUCUUUGUCUUGGAGGGAUUAAAAGACAAAGCAAUCAAGAGACUAUGGGAUAGACACUUUGAAAGGACUUACAGACGUGAAGAUGGACAACUGGAAAUACUGUAUAACUCACAACUGUCUUUCCAUCAACGCCUGUACACAGACCUGGAAGCUAUCUUUUAUCGUUUCCGCCUCUGUCAGCCCCUCUUCGCUAUAACAGCACAGCCUCUGCUCUACGUCAGAGGUAUGGUUCCUUGGGCCUGUUUCCAAGCCUUGACCAGGCUCAGUUACCUGUGCCACAGUAAGAGGCUGAGGGAUGUCGUUCAUGGGGAUCUGCUGCCCUCCGCGGAGAUGAUCACAGUCUUGAGUCACGACUACGGAGUUCCCUUAACUGAUGAGGAUCUCUUCACUCAGAAACUUCCUUUACUCUCAUUUUCCUCGGAUGACUAUACGCUGCCAGGAAAAGUUAGCAGAGUGAAACAAGCAGUGUAUUCUUCAUUAGAUAACUACAAUGAAGUGUAUGUGCAGUGGAAGAAAGAAAUGGCAGACAAAAUGUCUUUUGAGAGAAACCACGUUGGGGCUAACAUUGGUGCUGUACGCCAACUCAAAGGAAAGAUGAAAAAGCCAAAGUUUGAAGUUUUCAGGAUUUCUCCUGGUGAUGGCAAAUCUGUCUUUAACUACAGCUGUCAGAGCCUGAAUUCGGCAGAACUUGCAAAGAAGCGUCUUCGCCAGGAAAUGGCAAAGGAACCAAAGAAAAGAUUCACUUAUUGUCAUGAGUAUCUGUCUGCCACAUUUGACCCAGUGGAUGUGGUCGCUGCCUGUAAGGAAUUCUGUGCAAAAUCCAAGAGUAUGUGGCUGUCACCGGAGGGGUUUGUAUUUCCCGGGUUUAAGAGCAGCAUUGAAAGCAACCUGCACCCUCAGAUGCCUGAUGAAGCACAUCUGGAGGAGUUAAGGGAGAAAUGGCAGGAGAACGCUCUGCAUGCUAACAUGGAGCCAGUGCUCUCACGGGACAGAUGGAGCUGGGACAAACGGCACAUUGAUUUUGAUCUUUAUAAGAAGCCACCUGAGCUCUUCAUGACAACAGCCCCACCGCCUGAUGCUACUCAGGUUCUGCAAACCGCCUUUGGUGAUACCAAGCUGAAAGCUCACCAGCGCUCCACAGCAGCCGAGUCACCCACGUGUGGGCCAAGAGCCAGCUUUCAGCUGCAGAACCUCCGAGCGCUUCUGAAAGAUGAACCUCUGAAGGUCUCGCUCAGGAAGGCAGGACCCAUUUUGAAGCCUGGCUGGCUGAGCACCUCAACAGCUGCCAUCCUGUCCCAGCGUAUGCCAGCCCUGUCGGCACUGGACAACCAGCCCCGUGACACCAGUUCGGAUGCCUUCCCAGGAAGGAGGAGGAGCAUCGCCAGUGGCUUUGCACCAGGCCCUGAUGACCAGCACAGCUUGAAGUGGUGCAAGAAUGUUAUUACCUGGCACAACAGAAAGCAAGAGAAGUUUGGAAAACUCCAAGGUGCAGAUUUCAAGUAA